AUGGUCGCUGAUUCGUCCGACAACAACCCGAAGGGCAACGGCGGUGCGGAGAAGAAGAAGGAGCGCACCCGCGGCCAAUUCUUCCAUGUGGGAGACAAGGGGGAGCAAGGAGACGCCUCUGCCAAAGUUGGAGCAGAGCUGCACCCCCUAGACUAUUGGGUGUUGGACACAGGCGCUGCUUGGACGAUGACGCCGCGCAAGGACCUGCUGGACGAAGUACGAGCUGCACCGAUCAAUGAAGUGUGCUCCGCCUCUGGACACAUGUUGAAGGUGGCUGGUGCGGGACGAGCUGCGUUUAAGGGAGCGGAUGGCAAGCCGGUGGUGCUGCACGACGUUCUCUUCGUCCCCGACCUGAAGGCCAACCUUAUCUCCCUCCGUAAGCUUGGCAAGGCUGGGGUGAACACCAACACGGAUGGGGCACGCACUUAUAAGGGGCAGCUGGGCAAUCGGGUGCUUUGGGAUCUGCACGAGAGCAAGGACGUGUACAGAUCUAUGUGGCAGCUGCCGGCCCUGGCGUGGCAUGGUGGGGGGCAGGCUGGAGAGGGGUCUGCAUCCCAGGGGGAGUGCAAUGCCGUUGGAGGGGUUGGUGUGAAAGUGUCGGCCAGAUCUGGGGAGACAGAUUGGGCAACGGCACACCGGCGCUUAGGGCAUGUGGCAAUGCCUUUGCUGAAGCAGCUGGAGAAGGACGGAGCCGUUAAGGGUCUGAAGCUGAACGGACAGCCACCCGAUGACAACUGUGAAAUCUGUUUGCUUUCAAAGUUCAUCCGUUUCCCUUUCCAUAGUGUGGCUGGCAGGAGCAAGAAGCCUUUGGAGCUGGUCCACAUGGACUUGGUGGGGCCGCUGCCGGUGCAAGGGCACAAGGGGGAGCGGUAUUUUCUUACAAUUGUGGAUGACUGGAGCAGACUGAUGUGGGCGUAUCCGCUGAAGCAGAAGGACCACGCCGCCUCCACGAUACGGGACGAUUGGCUGCCAUUCGUGGAGAACAGCGGAGGCCAUUCGAGAACAGGCGGAUGUGUGUGUAGUGAAGCGGAUUAG
Messenger RNA from Closterium sp. Yama58-4, 1035 nucleotides. Lineage: Eukaryota; Viridiplantae; Streptophyta; Zygnematophyceae; Desmidiales; Closteriaceae. The record is from the annotation of a GenBank genome assembly.